AUGGCACUGCGCAGUGAGUCACACGCAAGAGUAUCCCGGAGUUGCGGCAACUGUCGUGCUGUUAAGCGACGUUGUGAUCAGCGGCUUCCUCACUGUGGACAGUGCAUUCGCACCUGCGAAGAAUGUCCUGGGUACCGAGACGAGUGGGACCUCGUCUUCCGCAACCAGACAGAUCACACUAUAAAACGGUCCAAACAGAAAAGGAGACAGAGAGAGGACACGUCCACUUUACCUAGGAGCUACAGCUCUAACCCACUAUCGCUUCCCGAGCUGAGCAAUAGCUAUGAUGCAAUAGGAGUCAAUUAUUUCCUCUGCAACUUUGUCACCAACUACCGAUCCUCUUCGCGCGGAUACCUUAACUAUAUUCCAGCUGACUAUGUCAUUGAUAGCCAGCGCUCACCAAUGUUGGUGGCCAGUAUGGCCGCUAUUGGACUUGUUACAUUAGCUAAUACAACUGGGCAACCACAACUAGCCAAGCAUGCGCGCGCUAAGUAUUCAGAAGCGAUCAAUCAGGUAAAUGUGGCACUGGCAUCACCCACAGAGUCUAUCAAAGAUAGCACCUUGAUGACAGUGAUCUCGCUAGGACUCUUCGAGCACGUUUCGGACUUUUCAUCCUGGGCCCGUCAUGUCCAGGGAGCUGCAGCGCUGGUGGUUGCCCGAGGCAAGAGUCAAUUCUCAUCAAGGGCCUCAUUUCUUAUGUUCAACCAAGUCCGCGCGGAUAUGGUGGCUGUCUGUAUGCAUAGUGGCCAACCGUUUCCAGAAGACAUGUUGGCCACCCAGUGCACAAAGCUUUUAUCGUGUGUCAGGAAGAAUAGGGGGCAAAUCCCUUGGCCUACAUUACUCCAACAGGCGACUGGUCUUCAGGAAGAGUUGCAAUAUAUUGUCGAGACCCUCUCUAUGCAAUCAGGCUAUGCAACUUCCCGGAAAGCAGGCGAGGACCCAGCGGUCUUUUACAACGAGCGAUUUGACGUCUACACGAACUCUUGGGCUAUCAGGGUUUGGAACAACGCACGAAUCCUUCAGAUUAGAACCUGCGACUCUAUGCACUAUAUCUCGAACCAAAUUCUUUCUGCAGACCUGGAACCAGUUACCCGGGCCCAUAUAGAGCUACAGCGUUUAGACACACAAGAAAUCGUGUCAAAGCUUGGCAAGGAUAUAAUAUCCACAGUUCCACAGGCCUUGGGGGCUAUAUCUUCGGCAUCUGAGACAGGCCACGCUGUCAAUGUUUCGUCCCCUACCAACGGGUCGGCUGGAUAUAUGAUGACCUGGCCUCUCUAUACGGCAGGGAAAUCAUUGCUCAUGGAAGGUGAAGCCCGGAAGUGGAUCAUUCAACGUCUUCAGGAAUUUGGCCACACCGCAGGAAUCACGUUAGCCCUGCAACUUGUGGAGAAUAUUAUCAAGAUAGAUCAAUGCACCAACCGAGAAUCCCUGAUCUGA
Molecule: messenger RNA, 1437 nt
Organism: Aspergillus nomiae NRRL 13137
Lineage: Eukaryota; Fungi; Ascomycota; Eurotiomycetes; Eurotiales; Aspergillaceae
Product: Zn(II)2Cys6 transcription factor
Exons: 3
Coding region: 1-1437 (478 amino acids)
Biological process (GO): regulation of DNA-templated transcription
Molecular function (GO): zinc ion binding; DNA-binding transcription factor activity, RNA polymerase II-specific
Source: RefSeq, a predicted model, not a curated record